Neoarius graeffei (lesser salmon catfish) is the source of this 633-nucleotide messenger RNA. RefSeq names its product shisa like 1b (gene shisal1b). The transcript is spliced from 3 exons. Bases 1 to 633 code for a protein of 210 amino acids. Lineage: Eukaryota; Metazoa; Chordata; Actinopteri; Siluriformes; Ariidae. The record is from RefSeq and is a predicted model, not a curated record.
AUGGAGGAGGACAAAAAGAUGAGUGUCACUAGAUCUCGGUCAUUUAACCUUUUGGCUGUCAUCUUGCUCCUGUUUUCCUCUGCAGCUCUCUCGGCUCAUUUUCGCGUGUGCGAGCCCUACACUGACCACAAGGGCCGGUAUCAUUUUGGAUUCCACUGUCCUCGUCUGUCAGACAACAAGACCUACAUGUUCUGCUGUCACCACAACAACACUGCCUUCAAGUACUGCUGCAAUGACACGGAGUUUCAAACCAUCAUGCAGGUCAACCUCACCACCACCCUGGAUGGGUUUUCACACAAUAACUAUACAGCGCUGGUUGGAGUGUGGAUCUAUGGCUUUUUCAUCAUGGUGCUGCUGGCACUGGACUUCCUCUACUACUCAGCCAUAAACUACGAAGUAUUCAGAGUGUACCUGGAGAAGUGGGGGCUUGGGGGGCGCUGGCUGAAGCAAGCUCGCAGUCAAUGCCAAAGGCCUGAGCAGGAGGAGAGUCAGGGGCAGCUUUCUCAUCCUGGAGCUCCAGCAGGAUUAUCACACUACCAACAACAACACUAUCAUUCCCAGCCCAGACACAGCCUGAAGCCUGAGGCCCAGAGUCCGACACACACUGCACACAACACAUCAAUUGCCUGGUGA